Molecule: messenger RNA, 1403 nt
Organism: Mandrillus leucophaeus (drill)
Lineage: Eukaryota; Metazoa; Chordata; Mammalia; Primates; Cercopithecidae
Gene: SLC25A15
Product: solute carrier family 25 (mitochondrial carrier; ornithine transporter) member 15
Exons: 6
Coding region: 64-969 (301 amino acids)
Biological process (GO): mitochondrial L-ornithine transmembrane transport
Molecular function (GO): L-ornithine transmembrane transporter activity
Source: RefSeq, a predicted model, not a curated record
GUGGUGCCUGUCAUAAGCUCCAGAGAGUUGCCUUCCACAAGACCAGCAGAAGAGUGGGCAAACAUGAAGUCCAGUCCGGCUAUCCAGGCUGCUAUUGACCUCACGGCGGGGGCUGCAGGGGGCACAGCGUGUGUACUGACCGGGCAGCCCUUUGACACGAUGAAAGUGAAGAUGCAGACGUUCCCUGACCUGUACCGGGGCCUCACGGACUGCUGCCUGAAGACUUACUCCCAGGUGGGCUUCCGUGGCUUCUACAAGGGGACCAGCCCAGCACUAAUCGCCAACAUCGCUGAGAACUCAGUCCUCUUCAUGUGCUAUGGCUUCUGCCAGCAGGUGGUGCGGAAAGUGGCUGGAUUGGACAAGCAGGCAAAGCUGAGUGAUCUGCAGAAUGCAGCUGCCGGUUCCUUCGCCUCUGCCUUUGCUGCACUGGUGCUCUGCCCCACGGAGCUCGUGAAGUGCCGGCUGCAGACCAUGUAUGAGAUGGAGACAUCAGGAAAGAUAGCCAAAAGCCAGAAUACAGUGUGGUCUGUCAUCAAAAGUAUCCUUAGGAAGGAUGGCCCCUUGGGCUUCUACCAUGGACUCUCAAGCACUUUACUUCGAGAAGUACCGGGCUAUUUCUUCUUCUUUGGUGGCUAUGAACUGAGCCGGUCCUUUUUUGCAUCAGGGAGAUCAAAAGAUGAACUAGGCCCUGUCCCUUUGAUGUUAAGUGGUGGAGUUGGUGGGAUUUGCCUCUGGCUUGCGGUAUACCCAGUGGAUUGUAUCAAAUCCAGAAUUCAAGUUCUUUCCAUGUCUGGAAAACAGGCAGGAUUUAUCAGAACCUUUAUAAAUGUUGUGAAAAAUGAAGGAAUAACGGCCUUAUAUUCUGGACUGAAACCUACUAUGAUUCGAGCAUUCCCUGCCAAUGGAGCACUCUUUUUGGCCUACGAAUAUAGCAGGAAGUUGAUGAUGAACCAGUUGGAAGCAUACUGAAGUGUCUUGGUGAGCCUGAGCCAAGCACAGGUGUUUGAGGACUACAGUUCAUCUCAGGGUUUCUUGGAGUACAAGACCAGUGUGAAGUUAUUCUGAUUUCUUGGGAAUUUUGCUUUUUGUCUUCCUUUCUACCCUACAUCUUAAACUUUAUGGAAGAACCUCUAUUUUGCAUCAUAUUGUUUCUGCCCAUAAUUGUACUGAAAUAGAAAAGUCACCGCACUUGCUCUUGGUAAAAUAUAGAGUGGUCAGUGGCCUUAUGCGCCUAAUUCAAAAGGCAGAAUAUAGUUCCUACAACCUCCACUUGUACAUGCAAUUUGGACAUUAUGUGUUGAGGGAAAUACAGUUUGGUUCCAUGUUUAUUUCAAAUAUCAGAAAAACCCAGAGGUGAUCAUUUCUCAUGAAGAUGCUUAUAAAUGGUUGCUUAACCCAUUCUA